AUGAAAAUGGGUAAAGGAGAUGAGGAGUGGCAAAGAGGAAAUACCAGCAAGUCUGCAUACAUGAAGAAUGGCAGCACUGGGAGCUCAAGGGAUGGGAUUAAGCUUACAAAGCAUGAGGACCAGAAGAAAUGGGAUGGACAUAAAGAGAAAAUCUGGGCUUACUUUCUACCCUCAGGGAGCCUUGUGCUGCUGAUGGGUGAGAAUGUGGACAGCAAAUUGGAGUCUUCCAGACAGCAGAUGCCAAAGGACCAGCCAAAAGAUUAUGAGAUAACAAUUCCUUUCCUCUUGAAUGGAGGGAAGUGGAGACCAGUAAAUGGCAGUUACUCAAAGAAUCACCCAGCACUGCUGCAGUUUGUCAUACAAGCUGAAAGUCAACAUCUAGUCAUCAAUCUGGAGAGGAAUGAGGGCCUGUUAGCCAGCAGCUUCACAGAAACCCAUUAUUUGAAAGACGGCACUGAUGUGGUUCUGGCACGCAAUUACACGGGUCACUGCUACUACCAUGGCAAUGUACAAGGGUACCCCAACUCCUUGGUCAGUCUCAGUACCUGCUCUGGACUCAGGGGAAUUAUUGUAUUUGAACACAAAAGCUACAUCCUGGAACCAUUAGAAGGUGCUACGAGUGAACACAAGAUCUACCGAGCAGAGAAUGUGAAAAUAGCCCCGGGAUCUUGUGGCCACCAGCUGGACAUUUCCACCAUGGGAGCUGAUGGCAAUGACACAUCACACCAUUCUCAAGCUAGCAGGCACAAGAGGGAGACCCUGAAGACAACGAAGUACGUGGAGCUUGUUAUUGUGGCAGAUAAUCGUGAGUUCCAGAGACAAGGCAAGGAUGUGGAGAAAAUUAAGCAGAGGCUGAUAGAAAUUGCAAACUAUGUUGAUAAGUUCUAUAGGCCACUAAAUAUUCGAGUAGCCCUGGUUGGAGUGGAAGUAUGGAAUGACAUGGAUAAGUGCUCUAUUUCUCAAGACCCUUUCACCAGCCUCCAUGAGUUCCUGGACUGGAGAAAGCUGAAACUACUACCUCGUAAACCCCAUGACAAUGCACAGCUGAUAAGCGGGGUGUACUUCCAAGGGACCACCAUUGGCAUGGCACCCAUAAUGAGCAUGUGUACUGCAGAGCAGUCUGGAGGGGUUGUCAUGGAUCACUCGGAAAACCCUCUCGGUGCAGCAGUCACACUGGCUCAUGAACUGGGACACAAUUUUGGAAUGAAUCAUGACACGUUGGAGAGGGGCUGUAACUGCAAAGCAUCCACUGAUAAAGGGGGUUGCAUCAUGAACCCCUCCACUGGCUAUCCAUUUCCCAUGGUAUUUAGUAGCUGCAGUAGAAAGGACCUGGAAAACAGCCUGGAAAAAGGAGUGGGAAUGUGCCUGUUUAACUUGCCUGAAGUUAAGGAGUCCUUUGGUGGACAGAAAUGUGGCAAUGGCUAUGUGGAAGAUGGAGAGGAGUGCGACUGCGGGGAGCCUGAUGAAUGUACCAACCGGUGCUGCAAUGCAACUACCUGUACUCUGAAACCAGGAGCAGUGUGUGCACAUGGACUCUGCUGCCAAGACUGCCAGUUAAAACCAGCAGGGAUUUCUUGCAGAGAGUCAAGCAACUCCUGUGAUCUGCCAGAGUUUUGCACAGGAGCCAGCCCUCACUGCCCAGCCAACGUCUACCUGCACGAUGGACAUGCAUGCCACAUGGUGGAUGGUUAUUGCUACAAUGGCAUAUGCCAGACCCAUGAGCAGCAGUGUAUCACCCUCUGGGGCCAAGGUGCAAAGCCUGCUCCUGGGAUCUGCUUUGAGAGAGUCAAUUCUGCAGGGGAUCCUUAUGGCAACUGUGGCAAAGACUCCAAGAGCUCCUUUGCUAAAUGUGAACCCAGAGAUGCUAAAUGUGGAAAAAUCCAGUGUCAAGGAGGAGCAAAUCGACCUAUAAUUGGUACCAAUGCUGUUUCCAUAGAAACUAAUAUCCCACUUCAGGAAGGUGGCAAGAUUCUGUGUCGAGGUACCCAUGUGUAUUUGGGUGACGAUAUGCCCGAUCCCGGCCUUGUCCUGUCAGGAACCAAGUGUGAAGAUGGAAAAAUUUGCCUUAAUCGCCGGUGCCAGAAUACAAGUGUUUUUGGAGUUCAUAAAUGUGCAACAAAGUGCCAUGGACGUGGAGUCUGCAACAAUAAAAAGAACUGUCACUGUGAGGCUGACUGGGCCCCGCCACACUGUGACAAGCCAGGGUUUGGUGGCAGCGUGGACAGCGGACCCAUUAGGCAAGCAGAUAAUAAGAGUUUAACUGUAGGAGUGUUGAUAACCAUCCUGUGCCUUAUCUUUGCUGGAUCAAUCAUGUAUCUGAAAAGGAAGACAUUCAUGAGAUGGUUGUUUACAAGCAAAAAGACAACAAUAGAGAAGUUAAGGUCUGUGCGUCCAGCAAGACCUUCCAGUUCAUCUGAGCCUCAUCAUGUUCACACUGUAUCUCUCAGUAAAAAUCUCAUCAUGAAGCCACAAAAUACAAGCACAAAAAAAAGAGAUGGUCCAAGAAGACCAAUACCAUACCAGAUCAUUGACAUCAGCAACCCUGUGAAGACACAUAAUUUGCCACAACUGAAAACACCACAGCGAGUCCUACCACCUCUUCCUCAGCUGCCAUGUCACCAAGCUGUGCCUGAAAGACCCUUGCCAGCUAACCCUUUGCAGAGGUUCACCCAGGAAAACCACAAACCCAACCCUCCUCGGAAGCCCCUACCAGCAGACCCUCUGACCAAAGCACGCUGUAACACGGCAUGCACGACGGUGCCUGGACACACAAAAGCUCUGCCUCACCUUGCUCCUGUAAGACCUGUUCCUAAGCAUCCACCACAGGUAUCCAGGUCCAGCAACACUGCUGAUGUGAACUAA
Messenger RNA from Indicator indicator, 2862 nucleotides. It is a transcript of the gene ADAM12, whose product is annotated as ADAM metallopeptidase domain 12. The record is from RefSeq and is a predicted model, not a curated record. Gene Ontology annotation, molecular function: metalloendopeptidase activity. Lineage: Eukaryota; Metazoa; Chordata; Aves; Piciformes; Indicatoridae. Gene Ontology annotation, biological process: proteolysis. Bases 1 to 2862 code for a protein of 953 amino acids. The transcript has 24 exons.